This is a messenger RNA of Neofelis nebulosa (Clouded leopard), 3124 nucleotides long. RefSeq names its product zinc finger and SCAN domain containing 18 (gene ZSCAN18). The record is from RefSeq and is a predicted model, not a curated record. The transcript is spliced from 6 exons. The coding region runs from base 235 to 1881 and encodes 548 amino acids. NCBI's taxonomy places the organism in Eukaryota, Metazoa, Chordata, Mammalia, Carnivora, Felidae.
UGUGACUGAUUUAUUUUUUUUAAUCCUGGUAAUAGCCGUCUUACAAAAUGAGUUGUCACUUCCAACAUUUUAUGUUAAUUUUUAUCUGUACACAUACAAGACCCUGCUGAUACUUAACAAGCAGAUUGCUUGGAAACCUGUGUGGACUCUGGGUGUGGAGGGUGGGACUGAGGAGCUCAUCCAUGUUGGGGUCUGGAUGCCCCACGGCUUGCUUCUCAUUGUCUGUCUGUAGUCAUGUCUGUCUGUCUGUCCUGUGCAGGGCUGAGAUCCCAGAGCAUCCUGCCAUCUCUGGUGUCUCUCCCUUGCAGCUGCAGUUACGUGAACUUGCCCUCCACGACAGGUGCCCUAUCCCUGGAUAGUCACAUUUCCCAGUGUAGGUUUGGAAAGAUGUUGCCGCUGGAGAAGGCGUUUGCCAACCCCAGGAGCUCCCCAGCUCCCCCAGAACUGCCCAUGCUAGGAUCAGCAGCUGAGGACCAGCAAGAGGACUCCAGGAGUGGCCUUGGGGAGGUCCCUGCCAACCUUGAGUCCUCCCGCCUGCAUUUCCGGAACUUCAUCUACCAGGAAGCUGUAGGGCCCCACCAGGCCCUGGACCAGCUGUAUGAGCUGUGCCGCCAGUGGCUGCGCCCUGAGGCGCACUCCAAGGAGCAGAUGCUGGAGCUGCUGGUGCUGGAGCAGUUCCUGAGCGCCCUGCCGGACAAAGUACGGUCCUCAGUGGUGGCACAGCAUCCUGAGAACUGCCAGAAGGCAGCCUCCCUGGUGAAGGACCUUGCCGAUGCCCUAGAGGAGCCAGAUGGGUCCGUGAAGACUGGUGAAGACGUGGAGCCCAGUGAGACCCAGGCCGCCCCCAACAUCUCCUGUCCUGCUCCAGACCCUGUGCUUCUGGAACAAGGGUGUGCCGGGGACAAGAAACCCGAACAGCCCAAGCCUGCUAAGGCUGAGCCAAAGAAGUUGACAUUUCCGGAGAUGCCCCUGUACCUGGGGGAAUGGGGCCACCUGGACCCGGCAGAGGAGAACCUGAAGACCUUCCGGAAACUGCUCCUGUGGGGGUACCAGCUCGCCCAGCCUGAUGACACCUGCAGGCUGGAGACAGAGGAGCUUCGGUUGGUUGAAGCUGAACCACCGGAAGGCAGCUUCUCAGGGGAUAGGAGGUGGCAGGAAAGUAAAGAGAGCAUGUGCGAGACGCUGAUGGAGAGGAUCACAAGGGAAAUUCUCGUUUGCCCCUUGACGGGUGCUGCUCCGGAGGAGGAAGAGCAGCCGCAGAAGGUUCUGGAACCUCAGGAGAGGGAACCAAGCCCUGUCCCCAGAGCCCAGAGGCAGUCAGUCAUCCGGGAGCCAGCCCAGGACAGGGGCACAGCAGGGGAGAGCCCUACUGUGCCUGUAGCUCCAGCUGCCCCACGCCAAGGCCUUGGAAGAAAAAGGCCCCACUCGAAGGAUGUGGGCGGGCAGGGCCCUGAGCCUGUCUCCAGCAUGAGCCACCCCCAGCAGCGCCAUGUGAAGGAGCCCGCUGCAUCUGGCCUCGGCGCAGGGUCCCUGGGCGCGAGUUGCUCUGCUGCCGAUGAGCCUGGGCUGUCCCGAGGGAAGCCCUACGCGUGCAGCGAGUGUGGGGAGACCUUUGCGUGGAUCUCACAUUUCAUUGACCAUCUCCGAAGCCACAGUGGCAGGAAGCUAUAUGCGUGCCAGGGCUGCUGGAAGACCUUCCACUUCAGCCUGGCCCUGGCCGAGCAUCAGAAGACCCAUGAGAAGGAGAAAGGCUACGCGCUGGGGUGGGCCCUGGGACCCCACCCUGCUGCAUGUGGUGCCCGUGCUGGCGGGAGGCUCCGUGGGCUCCCGGGGUGUGUGGCAGGUGAUAUUUUCCCUGUGCAGCCUGAGGCUCAGCGAUGAGCUGCUUUGCUGUAGGGUCCCUAGAGGCCAGUCUUGCCUCCCAGGUUUGUGUCCCUAGAGACAGCCUUGCCUGCCCAGGUUUGUGUCCCUAGAGGGCAAUCUUGCCUGCCAGAUUUCCCUAGCAAUGUAUCCGCUGCUUUGAAACCCUUGCGUGGCUUCCUGCAGUAUCUGUGUGGAUGUAAGGCUGUCUGUUCUCUAAAUGAGCUAACGUGGCUAACGCACUUAGAACCCAGAAGGGCCCACGGGAAGCCCUUGUCUCCUUGUAAACACACCCAUGCAGAUGCCCAUGUGCAAGCACGAGCUAUCCGGUGUGAAAGAAUAUUCCCCUUUCUUCCGUAGCCAUUUUAGCACCACCCACACAUUGGAACAUUUGUCAUUGUGCAAAGUGUAGAGUUGCCUUAAAGUGUGUGAUCCGCCGGCUCUUGCUGAAGUCAGCUUUGUCUCUGUUCCCCUUGUUCAAGCUCCCCAGGGCUUCUGCUCAAGCUGUUUGGUCUUUUCGUAAACACCUGAUAUCAAGUUCACUUCUGAAUCCUCAAUAGCAAAUUGUUUCCUAGUUAAGCACGUGUCUACAUAUGUGGAGUGGCUUUACAAAGAUCACAAAAAUGCGUGGAGCCUGGUAACGCAGUGCUUUCAAACCAUGCGUCUCAGCCUACUAGUGAAUUGUGAAACCAAAUUAGUGGACAGUCGCCAUCAUUGCAAAUCAGUAGAAUUAAGUAAAAAUUCGUCGUGUAGUAAAGGCAAAUAUUGUUUUGUGAAACUUUUCAGCUAUAUAUCUAAAUAUGAGACCCGGUUGAAUUGUGAAAUCAAAUUAGUGGACGGUCACCAGCAUUGCAAAUCAGUAGAAUUAAGUAAAAAUUCAUCAUCCGGCUGUAAAGGCAAAUACCGUUCUGUGAAAAUUUUCAGCUGUAUAUCUAAAUAUGAGACCCGGUUGCAAUGUAAGAUGUAUUUCUUACUCAGGGUGGAGGGUCAUGAUCAAAGCAGGUUGAAAACACUAAUAAGGGUUGAUGAGGUGUAUCUGCCUGGGCAAAUGGAAACUUAAUUCUUUGGGCUACAUAAGGUGAUCUUUUGAUUUUUGCAUUUGAUCUCAGAUUAGAGCAUUGCUUCUGUUGCCUGAGCAUAAACUUAACGCUUCUUGUAGGUUAACUGGUGCCUCUUUCUGUCAUGGUGUUUGAGCAGGCAGUCUGUUGUAAUCAUGCCCGAAUCAUAGAUGCUUAACCUAAUAAAGGAUUUAUUUCUUCACUCA